Penaeus monodon (black tiger shrimp) is the source of this 3928-nucleotide messenger RNA. Its product is annotated as small integral membrane protein 14-like. Gene Ontology annotation, cellular component: endoplasmic reticulum. The transcript has 5 exons. Lineage: Eukaryota; Metazoa; Arthropoda; Malacostraca; Decapoda; Penaeidae. The coding region runs from base 171 to 485 and encodes 104 amino acids. The record is from RefSeq and is a predicted model, not a curated record.
CCGUCUCCUUCCCCAGCUGAGGUUCGAGAGGCCAGGGGACGAGGCGAGCGCAGGCGGUUCCUUCCUCGUCCGUCUAUUUUCCCCUUUUUUCCCCUUAUUUCUGGCCGGGAGAGCGUCUUCCUCGCCUUCCUCCGGCGCCAAAUCACCCCGUCUAUUGAACUCGGAAGACGAUGGCGGACGAAGGUUUUGACCCUUGCGAGUGCAUCUGGAGCCACGAGAUGGCCAUGAGGAGGCUCCUGUCACUGCUGAGGCAAUCCCAGACCUACUGCACAGACAAUGAAUGUUUCAAUGAAAUGCCCGGGCCAACAAUGCCAGCCCGCGACACUGGCUCCGAUGGCAUGAUGUUCCUGGCCAUGAUGUGGGGUCUUCUUGCCAUUGUCCUGUUCUUCUUGCGGCCGUCAACCCUUCGCUCCAACCCAGAUGCCAAGCCCUCCAACAGCCACCAGGAUGGGGGCUCUCCACCAGCUCCUCCAACGGCCAACUAGACCUACAGUACCCUACCCUACAGGUCACCAUGUUGUCUCCUCCCUGCCCCGACCCUCCAGAUCCCCCCAUCGGCCCCUGACACCUCUCAAGUGACCUUUUUUUUUUUUUUCCAUAUCAUAUGUGGAGGAAGACUUUGGCAACCCCAUUUCGUUGUGCUGUUCACCCAAAGGCUUUUGGACUGCUUCAACUUUGCCCUUUUUUUUUUUUUUUUAUUGUGGUUCCUCCCUUUUUCCCCCUCUUUCUUUCUCUUGCUCUCUGUUAUAUCUGAAAUGAGUUUUUUUCCCCUUUUCUUUCUUUGCCCCUUUUUUUUUUUUUUCUCGUUUCUCUUUCUUUGUCCACGCCUUCUUGAAUAGCACAGCAAAGGAGAUACAAGGUCUGGCAAGUGAAGGAAUCGGCACAGGCAUUUUCUGAAAGGAGUUCCAGGGAAACUGAUUCGGGGUCUCAGUCCAAAGGACUCCUCUCUUAUUAAGAUAUUUAUUUUUCAUAUGAUCAUUCUUCAAAGAUUUUGAAAAAUUUUGGUACUGUAUCAAGAGUUUUAUUAUCAUGGCAGUUUAUUAAUAUGCUUGUUAACUGAUCUCUGAAAUGGGUAAGAAAAAAAGCCAUAUGGUCUUUAUUGCUGUGUUCAGGAUCUUGACUUUUAUAUUGUACCUUCAAUAUUUGUACUGUUCUAUUUUUUUUCUGAAGUUUUAUUAAUUAAAGUUUUCUCUCUAGUAAUGGAACUUUGAAAAUAAGUUUAAAAUCCAGUGUCAGUAUGUAGAAAUUGGUGUCAGUACUUGCUUUUGGUCUUUAAAGGAGGACCAAAGGAUAGUCAGUGAAUUUUAUUAAUUCUUUUUAUUUUGUGUAAUAAUUUUUAUAGUCAAAUUCAAAGGAUAUUCUAAGUUGAAAAAUCAAACACACACACUUUCUGAGGUCAUGGAUAUCGAAAUUUGAAUGGGAAGUACUUCCAUCACAGCACUGUUAUUGUGUGUGUUUUGGUAGAUUCUGGCAUACGCAGACUGGUAUACACUUACACACAUAAUAGUUUGAAGUGCAGAGGUGAUGCAGAUCCUAGUUUCUGCCAUGAGAUUACAGUGCUAAUCAAGAAUCACAACAAAUUAUUAUGGUAAAGAGAGAUGCCUCAGAAAGCAGCAGUACAACUGGUAUUUAGAAACUUAAGAAGAUUUUUACCUGUGAUAUUUGCAGAAUACCCUUUCACCCCCCCCCCCAUGCCCCUCCUCCUCCUCCUCCUCUUUCCCCAGAAAGCAAAUAUUGAAUAUUUAGUUCUUUAAGCCCAUGCCACCCACCCCACCCUUCCUCCCCCAUCCCCAAAGAUCCUGGGUGCGAGUCCUUGUACAGGGCCUCCAUUUGGCUUGACACCGUGCUGAAGGGUCCAGGUUGAGGUCAUACCCAACGGUCAAGCUGGGUUCCCAGGUCAGUAAUCUAGACCCCAAAGUUAACUGCACUUGCUCUCAGGCAUAGCAGUGGCAUCAUGCUAUGGCAUUGCCUUCGCAGUGCAAGGGUUGAAGUGACUUAAAUAAGUGUAAAGAAGCACAUGGGGGGGUUGUUAUGCUAGAUAAGCACAGCAUCCUUUUGGGGCCUUGUGAGUGUGUGUGUGUGUGUGCAGGUGUGUGCAUCACAGUUAGAGGUAUAUGAAUUUCAGAGUAAAUAAAAUGAGUUACAAAGGAAAAGUUGAAAUAUAAUCUGGCUGGAGGGAAAGACUCCAUGCAGAAGGACUGACCAAUUGACUCACUCUGUGGUCUUGUCUUUUUUUUUUUCUUUUUUUUUUUUCUUUUUCUUUUAGUUUUCUUUUUCACCACUCAUUUGGUCAUACUGCUGUCAUGCUUUGACUAAUCUCUGAUUCCUCUGUAUGGUUUAUGUUAACACAUUCAGUAGACGCACAAACAAUAGAAUGAAAGACAUUUAAGCACAAGAACACAGUUAAUUUUUUUUUUGUCAAAAAAAAUAUAAACACCACUUGCACAGGGAACUACUUUUUAUCUUUUAAAAUAGAGAGCUUUUAUAUCAUUAAUAAUUCUUUAAUCUUUUUAUUUCUGAGUGAAACUAGUGCAGCAGGGUAGUUUUAUCCAGCAUUCCAUGACCGCAAAUUGUCAGGUUGUGCCGAUGACGGAUUAUAUCGCAAACCAAAGGGAAGGAAGAGGUUUGGGCUUUUGUCCGUGGAUGUUAAGGAGGACUUGAUUGAUGAAGGUGUUGGUUUCACACGCGCAUUGUCAGACAGGCGUUCUGACAUGUGUGAAUCGACAGAGGGAAAGUUUAUGUCGACCACAACACAGGUGCAUUUGCAGCGAGCAAGUUAUAUUUUUGUUUCUUUUAUAUUCUUUUAGUUUUAAAUGUUAAAAAAAAAAAAAAAUUGUCAGGUCCUCUUUGGAAAUACCCUUUUUUAUAAGAGUAACAGCACCACACUGCCUAAAGCCCUUUGUACAUGAAUUGUUUAGUAGACUGUCAAGGACACAGAACCAAAUGUUAAAAUCAGAAGUAACACUGAUGUAUAUAAUGUUAUUUUAGGACAGGCGAUUGAUGAUCAUCCUCUUAAAAUCCAGCAGUGAAGUUGUUCAGGGCCUAAAGAAAAAGCUAGUCUUUGGCAAUAUUGAGUCUUGUGCUAAUACACUUUAUUAUCACUGUAAUGUGUGGAUUCAUUAUUUUAAAUAUAUAAAUACUCGUGGAAAGUUAUUAGAGCAUAUAAUCUUGUUAUGGGAACUGUCACAGAUUUGUUUGAAGUGUGACUUGUUAUAUCACAGGGUCCAAAGAACAUAAAUUUGCUGUUUUAUGAAAUUUUUGACAAAAUUUUUACAUGCUGGAUGUUUCCUCAUCCUCAUUUGUAGGUUAAGGGCAAUUGCUUCCUUUCAUAAGUCAUAAGGAAAGACCAUCAGAGCCUGUACUAUACAUAAACCUAAGAAACCCCCCGCCCCUUUUUCCUCUUGAAUGGAGAAAAACUACAGCUUUGCGGCUAGAGAGAGAGAAGAAAAAGAGGAGUCGUUUUUGAAAGGCUUAUUCUAUCAUUUGUAACCAAACCAUUUCUGCAAUAUUAUAUUUACUGAGUAUUAUAGAUUGAUCAGUUAUUUUUCUUUUUGUUCUCUUUUGUAUAUUUAACAAAUUUGACAUAUGGUUUGAUGGUUAGGAAAAACCCCACACAAUAGUCAUUUCAGCAUUUCCGUGCAGCUGAGGAAAUAAUUGCACGGUGUCAAGAAAACUCUUGUAAAAACGGUGAACUUUUUAAAAUGUGUAUUAGGUAUUUUGCUUUUGUAAGUUUUCAAAAGAGAUUAGUCAGAUUUUAAUGAACUGAGAAAUAUCUAUUGAACCUAGUUUUUCCUAGUCCCAAAUCAUUUUAUUUCCAGUUAUAGUAUUUAUAUACAGUAUAAUCUUAAAGGGAUGGUUAAUUAUUUAGGAACUAUGUUAAACUUUUUGGCACAAAUGAAAAAUAUAUAAAUAAAAUAAGAGAAUCUAC